This is a messenger RNA of Coregonus clupeaformis (lake whitefish), 4347 nucleotides long. RefSeq names its product ATPase MORC2A-like. The transcript is spliced from 26 exons. The coding region runs from base 259 to 3330 and encodes 1023 amino acids. Gene Ontology annotation, cellular component: nucleus. The record is from RefSeq and is a predicted model, not a curated record. Gene Ontology annotation, molecular function: zinc ion binding. NCBI's taxonomy places the organism in Eukaryota, Metazoa, Chordata, Actinopteri, Salmoniformes, Salmonidae.
CCUUUCCGCUGUGCCCAGGAUGGUGAGGGGAGGGGAGAAAGGCGAGGAGGUUUUCGCGGCCUGCGGUGUGGUUCUAUUCGGAAAUCAGUAGUUAUCGCUUCAUUCUGAGCCGACGGAUGUUUUACACGGACCUAAAUUCAAUUUGAAGCGGCGGGUGCUCUAAACGGUGCAUGAAGCUCUUGAAAAACCACACCGGACUGAAGGGAAGUCAGAAAGAAGACCAGGAAGAGAACAGGAAGUAGCUUUUAGCAAGUGGCGAUGGCCUACUCUAACUACAGCACACUGAACAGGGCUCAGCUCACCUUUGAGUAUCUGCACACCAACUCGACGACCCAUGAGUUCCUGUUUGGAGCUCUGGCUGAGCUGGUGGACAACUCCAGGGAUGCCAAUGCCACCCGGAUUGACAUCUACACAGAGAAGAAACAAGACUUGCGUGGAGGCUACAUGCUGUGUUUCUUAGACGACGGCACUGGAAUGGACCCCAACGAGGCGACCCAUGUGAUCCAAUUUGGGAAGUCCAGUAAGCGUACACCAGAUUCCACUCACAUUGGCCAGUACGGGAACGGACUCAAAUCGGGUUCCAUGCGUAUUGGGAAAGACUUUAUUCUGUUUACCAAGAAGGACAACACUCUGUCCUGCCUGUUCCUGUCUAGAACAUUCCAUGAGGAGGAGGGGCUUGACGAGGUGAUCGUACCCCUGCCCACCUGGGAACUGCUGACCAGACAGCCAAUCACAGGCGACCCUGAGAAGUUCGCCAUAGAGACGGAGCUCAUCUACAAAUACUCUCCUUUUAAAAACGAACAGCAGCUGAUGGAACAGUUCAACAAGAUAGAGGGCAGCAGCGGUACUCUGGUGAUCAUCUAUAACCUGAAGUUGAUGGACACUAGAGAACCAGAGCUGGACGUGGAGACAGACCACCAGGAUAUCCUGAUGGCUGGGACCCCCUCAGAGGGAGUGAAGCCAGAGCGUCGGUCGUUCCGAGCGUAUGCUGCUGUCCUCUACAUCGACCCCAGGAUGAGGAUCUUCAUACAGGGACACAAAGUCAGGACCAAGAGACUGUCCUGCUGCCUCUACAAACCCAGGGUAUAUAAAUACACAUCGACUCGAUUCAAGACCCGCGCUGAGCAGGAAGUAAAAAAGGCUGAUCACCUCGCUAAGUUAGCGGAGGAGAAGGCUCGCGAGGCGGAGAGCAAAAGUCUGUCUCUGGAGACCAGACUGGGAGACGACAUGUCCAGAGAAUCACGGGUCAUGUUGCGUAAGGCUCAGGAGGGUGCCAUGAUGCUUCGUCGGGAGGCAGAAGUGAAGAAGAAGAUUCAGGAGUCCAAACAGAAAGCAUUGAAGGACCCUAAGGAGCUGAGUUUUAUCUUUGGGGUGAACAUUGAGCAGAGAGACCUGGAUGGGAUGUUUGUGUAUAACUGCUCUCGCCUCAUCAAGAUGUACGAGAAGACUGGACCUCAGCUGGAGGGAGGAAUGGCGUGUGGGGGUGUUGUGGGGGUAGUAGAUGUCCCAUACCUGGUUCUGGAGCCCACUCACAACAAGCAGGACUUUGCGGACGCUAAAGAAUACAGACACCUUCUGAGAGCCAUGGGAGAACACCUAGCCCAGUACUGGAAGGACAGCAACAUAGCUCAGAAGGGCAUAGUGAAGUUCUGGGAUGAGUUUGGGUACCUGUCUGCCAGCUGGUCCUCGCUCCCCUCGCCAGAGCAGAGGUACAAGAGACGCCGCGCCAUGGAGAUACCCCUCACGAUACAGUGUGAUAAGUGUCUGAAGUGGAGGACUCUGCCAUUCCAGAUGGAUGCGGUGGAUAAACGUUACCCAGACAGCUGGGUGUGUCUGAUGAACCCUGACAGCACUCAGGACAGGUGUGACGCGGCGGAGCAAAAACAGAACCUUCCAUGUGGAGUUCUGAAGAAGGACAGGCAGACGGCCGAGGACAAACAGAAAGAACUGACAGAGAAGAUCAGACAGCAGCAGGAGAAACUAGAGGCUCUGCAGAAAACCAGCACCAUCAGAUCCGCUGCAGAUGUGAAGAAGUUACCUCUGGACGUCAGCAUGAGACCCAUGAAUGAGAGUUCCUCCCAGGGAACCAGGUCGUCAGACCGUGUGUCACGCCCUCGCUCCCCCCCUCUCCCUGCCCUCCUCAAGAACGCCCCCAGCCAGCCCCCCGCCCUCAACCGCAAACCCACCAAUUCCCCUCGACCGACCACCCGGCCUGCUGCCCCUCCCCCGGCCCCCAGAGUCGACCAAUCUAGAGCUGCAGCGAAGCAGUCACCCCCUCCAGCAAAGCCCGCCCCCAAAGCUCCAGCCAAAGUCCCCGCCAAACCCACCCCUCCAAGCCGUAGCUCACGGACUCCAGCCAAAUUGUCUCCUGCCAAAGCAACCACACCUGCUAGCAGCCAGCGCAAGAGAGUGAUAGAGCAGGAGGAGAGUGAGGAGGAGGAGGAGGAGGAGGAGGAGGAGGAGGAAAAAGAGGAGGAAGACGAGGACGACAGCGAGGAUGACCGUGGGGAGGAGGAGCCUCAGCCCAAGAAAUCCAAGAUGGCAGCUGCAGUGGGGAAUCGUGGGAAAGCUGUUAAGAAAGCUCCACUCAAACGGGGAAAAGUGACGGAGGUGACAGACAGCACAGAGAACGAGGACCCAGAAAAUGAACUGAAGAAUGCUCAGAAAGAUAAGGGUCUGUUGGUGGAGGUGCGUGUGAAUAAGGAAUGGUUCACAGGCAAAGUGGUUGCUGUGGAUACCAGUAAGCAGAGCGUUCGCUGGAAGGUGAAGUUUGACUAUGUCCCCAGAUCCACCCCCAAGGAUCGAUGGGUUUUCAAAGGCAGUGAGGAGGUGAGGUUGAUGCGACCCCCCUCUCCCCUCUCCCAGACCCCUGACACACAGCAAGGGGAGGGGACUGAGAAAGGCCCCCCCAUGGAACCCGACACCACCCAACCAGGAACCAGUCGAGAAGUGACUGACAACCUGGUCACCAUGAUGAGGACGGUGCUGCGUUAUUUCUUCCCUCCUGAUUUCCGGAUCCCGAAGGACGAUGUCAACAGCAUGACUGCAGAGGAGCUAGUGGCCUUCCCUAUGAAAGAGUAUUUCCAGCAGUAUGAGCUGGGUCUCCAGUCUUUGUGUAACUCGUACCAGAGCAGAGCUGAUGCCAGAGCCAAAGCUGUGGAGGAAAAGAGUAGCAGCGCUGAGACCAAACUCAGGGAGGCAGACGAAAAGCUACAGAAACUACGAACCAACAUCGUACAACUGCUGCAGAAAGUACAGGAGGACAUUGACAUUAACACAGAUGAUGAACUGGAUGCCUACAUAGAAGACCUGCUGACCAAGGGGGACUAGAGAGGAGACAGACAGACAGACAGACAGUAUGUCUCUCCACCUGGUGCCUGACUCAGACAGCACUGCCCCAUCUGACUCUCAGAACUCUGGUCUGUCCGGCCUUCCCAACGUACUGUAGCUCUGUAGCUCCUCUACAGUCGCCCUUUACCCAUAACCCCCUCCACAAGGCCCGCCCGCCCCGCUCUACACAGUCUACUCUGUCUUCUGUUAGAUCUGCAGAUGGAGGAGAGGCAGCUGCUGCCUGAACUGGUGCUUUUGCCAUUUGGUCCCUGAGUUUGUUUUUAUAAAACUGCAGUAUAUGUUUUUUUUCUGUUUCUCUUUCUGUACCUUUUUAGUUAGCAUUAGCAUGUUCUCAUAAUGGACGUGUAUUUUUAUUUAGUCCUUUUAUAUAUCAACAAUGUAUGUUAUAUACAAGUUAUGUUAAGCUACUGUAGGUUAAGCCAGCCAGUCCUGAUUGACUGUAGAACUGAACUAUUGUCAAUCUGUAGGUGGCAAUCAGAUUCUGCACACACAUAUACACAUAAACAUACAGACACACACACACACACACGCCAGUCUGAGUAUGGCACAAAGCGUCUCUGAUCAAAGUUCCUGUGAUGUAGAUGACAGGCGAUUCUGUGAUUUCAGAAGAGGGUCUGAUGGUGAACUAAACCAUGGAGCAGGGAAGAUUCAUAUGUAUUCUCUAUAUUGAUCUGUGAUCAGGUGGAGAGAAAUUACAUGAAUCAUAAACCAAUAAUCGGAUAACGUCCUGACCCAUAACCCCUUUAUUACCACCAGUCACAGUCAGAUGCAAAUCCAGUCCCAUUGAAUCUCAGAUUUGAUGUUAGCUGCCAUCACUCUGGUCUAGCCUUUUAAAGCAUGUUAAAGCAUUAAGUUUCACCCAUUAUCCCAGUGUUGAUAAAACAAAUCAGUGUUGCCUAGCGGCUUUCAACCUACUUGCUCCUCUCCCACCCUACCCUCCUCUCUCCCACCCUACCCUCCUCUCUCCCACCCUACCCUCCUCUCUCCCACCCUAGC